Molecule: messenger RNA, 1200 nt
Organism: Lotus japonicus
Lineage: Eukaryota; Viridiplantae; Streptophyta; Magnoliopsida; Fabales; Fabaceae
Product: transcription factor TGA4-like
Exons: 5
Coding region: 142-831 (229 amino acids)
Biological process (GO): DNA-templated transcription
Molecular function (GO): sequence-specific DNA binding
Source: RefSeq, a predicted model, not a curated record
GAAUGGUUAAUAACGCAUGAAGUUUACUUUUCCAUAGACAAGUGGCUGAUGGGUUGUUUCCUUUAGGUAGAUUCAUGCACAAAAGGCUUGCACAUUCUUGGUCUCCUUUUUUAACUUUUUGUUACCAGUUAUAGGAAAACCAUGAGUUCCACUUGUAACAAGUUGAGACAGAGAGGCAGGACUCUUGCAAACAAACCAAUGAAUGAGGUUAAUGCACAAGGAGAAAUCUUCAAAAUUAAGGGUAAUACAACUUUUGUGAUGAACUAUGCACGUUGGCUGGAAGAACAUAACAAGCUUAUUUCUGAGAUACAGAGUGGUUUAAAUGAUCAUAAACACCUUAUUGGUGAUGACAAGCUGCUGUUUCUUAAAGACAGAAUCAUGAAGCAUUAUUUUGAACUGUUUGAGAUGAAAACAAGUGCUACAAAUGUAGAAUUCUUCAAGUAUGGCGAUUUGUGGCGGACUGGAGGAGGCUUUCGCCCUUCUGAACUUCUUCAGGUUAUUCUACCUAGACUUCAACAUUCUUGGACCGAGGAACAACUUUCUGAUAUUUCUAAUCUUGGAUAUACAUGUCAACAAGCUGAAGAAGCCCUUGCACAAGGCAUGGAAAAACUCCAGGAAACCCUUGAUAAAGCCACAGAAGCAGGUGACAAAGGAUUUCAGGUGACAUGUGUCUCUCAAAAACUGUGCUUCUUAAAGCAGGCUGAUCUUCUUCGCCAGGAAUUCUUGCGUCAAUUUUCUCGUCUCCUUACAAUUUCUCAGCAAGCUGAAUUCUUACUUGCCUUGGGGGAACAACUGCAUGAGCAUAACCCACCAUGUCAAAGCUCACUUUGAGCAUAUUCUGAAACAAUACUAUAGUUACAAUAUUGGGAAAAGUCACCCACUUUUUCUUAUUGGUUGAAACUCAUGAUCACUAAAUUACAUUUGGUCGAUCUCAUUUGAAUUUGGUGGAUCCCACCUCAAUUUCGUGGGAUUCACGUGAAUUUCAACUAAUAGAAAAAAGUGUCUGAAAAUGUGUUGCUAGUCCAUUAUAAUAUCAAUAAAGUUUGCAUCUGAUAUCAAUAUGUAUCCUCCCCAGCUUAUAUAUUUGUAACUUUGCUAAGAUUUUUCUUUUUAGUCAAGACUAUGCAUAAGUGAUAUGUGUGUAAUAUUUGCCAAGAUUGAGGUUUGCUUACUGCAUUGACAGUACAAUUUUUGGCUUGA